CCUCCCCCCCGAGUCUAGCACCGCCUCUUCCGCGUUCUCGACAGAGAGACCUGCAGGUGGGGGUGCGCGUCACCGCUCCCGCCGUGGUCAGCUAAGAUUUUUGUGCCAGGUAAGAUGAAGCAGGUGGAGAACUGAAGGACAGCUGUGUGCAGAAGCCUGUGAACCCAUCCAACAGCAACACUGUUUCCCUUGGAAUUUCAAGUUCGCUGAGGACCACUGCUCAAAAGUUGGGAAAACCCAUAGUUUCAAAAACAACUCUUCUUCAACAAGUUGUGUUUGCAAGGAAAGUCUUAACCAUUUGUCCUUCUGGCGUACCCUCUUCCGUUGAGAUCCAUGCAGAAUAAACCAGAGAUGGGCAGCAGUGAACCCCUUCCUAUCGCGGACAGUGACAAGAGGAAAAAGAAGAAGCGGAAGGCCCGAGCCACUGACUCCCUGCCAGGAAAGUUUGAAGAUAUGUACAAGCUGACCUCUGAAUUGCUUGGAGAGGGAGCCUAUGCCAAAGUUCAAGGUGCCGUGAGCCUGCAGACUGGCAAAGAGUAUGCCGUCAAAAUCAUCGAAAAACAAGCAGGGCACAGUCGGAGCCGGGUAUUCCGAGAGGUGGAGACGCUCUACCAGUGUCAAGGAAACAAGAACAUUUUGGAGCUGAUUGAGUUCUUUGAAGAUGACACGAGAUUUUAUUUGGUCUUUGAGAAACUGCAAGGAGGCUCCAUCCUAGCCCACAUCCAGAAGCGGAAGCAUUUCAAUGAGCGAGAAGCCAGCCGAGUGGUGCGGGAUGUUGCUGCUGCCCUUGACUUCCUACAUACCAAAGGCAUUGCUCACCGUGAUCUGAAGCCAGAAAAUAUAUUGUGUGAAUCUCCAGAAAAGGUGUCUCCGGUGAAAAUUUGUGACUUUGACUUGGGUAGUGGGGUGAAACUGAACAAUUCCUGCACACCCAUAACCACACCAGAGCUGACCACCCCUUGCGGCUCUGCAGAGUACAUGGCCCCUGAGGUGGUGGAGGUCUUCAGGGACGAGGCCACUUUCUAUGACAAGCGCUGUGACCUCUGGAGCCUGGGCGUGGUCCUCUACAUCAUGCUGAGUGGCUACCCGCCCUUUGUAGGUCACUGUGGGGCUGACUGUGGCUGGGACCGGGGAGAGGUGUGCAGGGUUUGCCAGAACAAGCUGUUUGAGAGCAUCCAGGAAGGCAAGUAUGAGUUUCCUGACAAGGACUGGGCUCACAUCUCCAAUGAGGCGAAAGACCUCAUCUCCAAGCUUCUGGUUCGAGAUGCAAAGCAGAGACUCAGUGCCGCCCAAGUUCUGCAACACCCAUGGGUGCAGGGGCAAGCUCCAGAAAGGGGACUCCCCACGCCGCAAGUCCUCCAGAGGAACAGCAGCACUAUGGACCUGACCCUCUUUGCAGCUGAAGCCAUUGCUCUUAACCGCCAGCUGUCUCAGCACGAGGAGAAUGAACUGGCUGAAGAGCCAGAGGCACUGGUGGAGGGCCUCUGCUCCAUGAAACUUUCCCCUCCCUCCAAAUCUCGCCUGGCCCGCAGGCGUGCCCUAGCCCAGGCAGGCCGCAGGGGAGACACAGGACUGUGCCCAACAUCUACAGGACUCUGAACAGUUCCAGUCAUACCUCGUAGGCCUCGACCUGUCCAGGUAUUGCCCCUGGAAACCUGUGAAGCCAAUGUCUGCAGAGCAGGCAGAGGCCUGUUCUGGGGCUCCAGUCAGGCUUUUUCCACUUACAAAGACCCUGCAGGGCCCCCCCAAUGCCCUCCUCCCCAUUUCCCCAGAGUCCUUGAGGAAAAAGCUUUUUCCAAAGGGGUCGUCUUUGAAAAGGAAAGCAAUCACUUGUCACUUUGCAUAAUCGCCUGCAGCUGGGACAUCUCUGCUGGACUCCACCUGCUCACAGGCCUGCGGAUCCCAGAUCCAGCCUGCUCUGUGACUGGGCUGUGCUGCUGGGGCAGCAGCCUGCAGGGAACCAGCUUGGAGAAGGAAGCACUGACCAAGGCUGCCUCUCCCCCUCUGCACCGCCACCCUCCUCUGGCAGUCCUUCCACCUUCCUCCGUCCUCCGGACGUCCUCUCCCUGCCGGUCUUCUCCCUUGGCUGAGCAAAGCCACCCCCUCAAUUCAGGAAGGGCAGAGAAAGCCUUCCUCUUUCAGGAGGCCAGAUCAGUCUUCCAGUGUGCAGCACGGAGAAGCACAUAAUCUUUCUUUGCUGUGACCGAAAUAUGUUCCUCAUUUAUCAUCCUCUUCCUUGUGAUUGCUGCUAAAGUCAGUAUUAUUUCGUUUUUUUAAAAUGGGUUUUUAACCAUGCUGUUCCAGUCCACAUGGAACUUUAAACUCUCACUGCAAGCCCAGGGAUUUUCUAGAGUGGAAUGUCCAUGGACUUGGGUUUUAAUCAGCUGUGCCCUAUACUUCUAACUGAUUUUAAGCUGUUACUGUGAUGAGCACCUUAGAGAUAGUGUCAGUGUCUUCUGCUGCUGUGUCCCCCAGAUCAUGUAUGGAGCAUGGCACAGAUCUGGGGCAGUUAGACGGAGCCCUGUGCCUCAGGUGAAGAUGGGAGGCCACCCCGCUGCCCUGGUCUGAGCCAUGCAGUGCCUGGUGCCUGGGAGCAUGAAGGUGCAGCCUUCAGAUAAGCUGUGGAGUUACGUAAGGAAAACAGGUUGCGUGUGUCAGAUGUUUACACAACACCAUGACUGAUACUAUCACACGUUGUGACUGUGCUUGUUUUAAUAAAACUAUU
Molecule: messenger RNA, 2725 nt
Organism: Sciurus carolinensis (gray squirrel)
Lineage: Eukaryota; Metazoa; Chordata; Mammalia; Rodentia; Sciuridae
Gene: Mknk1
Product: MAPK interacting serine/threonine kinase 1
Exons: 14
Coding region: 334-1599 (421 amino acids)
Biological process (GO): protein autophosphorylation; peptidyl-serine phosphorylation; intracellular signal transduction
Cellular component (GO): nucleus; cytoplasm
Molecular function (GO): calmodulin binding; calcium/calmodulin-dependent protein kinase activity; calcium-dependent protein serine/threonine kinase activity
Source: RefSeq, a predicted model, not a curated record